AUGGGGCUGCGUCGGGCGCUGGGCCUCGGGGCGCGGCUGGGCCGGGUCUUCCUGCGGGGCUGGCUCGGGGGACCUCCCCGGCCCGCCGCGCCUGCCUCCCGCUUCUCCGCCGACCAGCCCGCGCGCCCCCCGGGGUUCCUCCUCCUGCGCCUGGCCGCGGCCCGGCUGGGCCUCCGCAGCGUCCCUCUGCGGCGCCUCCCGCCGGCCCCGCGGCGCCUGGGGCUGGCCCUGGGGCUGGGGCUGGCGCUGCUGGAGCCCCCGGCGGCGGAGGAGGAGAGGCGCGCGGCCGCGGCCUGCAGGGACAUCCAGACCAUAUUCCUCCCGAGGAACAAGCCUCAGAAGGACACCCUGGGAUUACUCGCCCGGCGAGGCUUCAGCCUGGAGGAGUAUUUCAUCGGCCAGUCGAUCGGCAAAGGCUGCAGCGGGGCUGUGUAUGAAGCGGCCCCUCCUGCCACCCCCACCAGAGAGGGAGAGCGGGUGCCCCAGCGGAGGCCUGGCGAUGGGGGCGCUUCGGACGUCCAGGGUGCAGCAGAGGCCGAGGGCUGGAAGGAAGGAUUUCCGCUGGCUAUCAAAAUGAUGUGGAAUAUUUCGGCUGGUUCUUCUAGCGAAGGCAUCCUGACCACCAUGUCUCAAGAACUUGUCCCAGCCAGCGGACGGGCCCUUUCUGGGGAAUUUGGAGCAGUUGCCAGGCCCAGGAAGCAUCUCUUUGGGAAGAAGUGGCUGAAACCUCACCCCAACAUCAUCCAGGUGAUUCGGGCUUUCACAUCUCAGGUCCCGCUGCUGCCGGGCGCCACGGUGGACUAUCCGGACGUCCUGCCUUCCACCUUGAACCCCUCCGGAAUUGGGCACAGCCGGACCCUCUUCCUGGUGAUGAAGAACUACCCGUGCACGUUGCGGCAGUACCUUUCCGAGGGGUGCCCGGACCCCCAUGUGGGAGCCGUGAUGAUCCUGCAGUUGCUGGAAGGGGUGGACCACCUGGUCCGGCAGGGAGUCGCUCACCGAGAUCUGAAGUCAGACAACAUCCUGGUGGAGUUUGACUCGGCAGGGUGUCCAGGGCUGGUCAUCACCGACUUCGGGUGCUGUUUGGCCGACGAAACGCUGGGCCUGAAGCUGCCCUUCCCCAGCUGGUAUGUGGACCGCGGGGGCAACACCUGCCUGAUGGCGCCCGAGGUGGCCACGGCCGUGCCAGGCCCAGGCGCGGUGAUCGAUUACAGCAAGGCGGACGUCUGGGCAGUGGGGGCCCUGGCCUACGAGAUCCUCGGGCCCGGAAACCCCUUCUACGGCCAGGGGGGCCCCGCCCUGGACAGCCGCAGCUACCGGGAGGAAGAGCUGCCCCCCUUGACCGCCCCGGCAGCCCCGGAAGUGAAGGAGCUGGUUGCGAGGCUCCUGAGGCGGGACCCGGCCAAGAGGCCCUCGGCCCGAGUGGCGGCCAACGUCCUCCAGCUGAGCCUUUGGGGCGAAGGGGCUCCCGGCCUCCCUCUCCGCCAGCUGCUGGCCUGGCUGCUUCGACAGUCGGCUGCCGCUUUGCUGACCGACCGGCUGGGCGGCGCCCGAGGGGUGGAGUCCUGCUUGAAGAGAGCCUUCCUGGCCAGCCUGGACUACGAGGACCUCUGUGAGGCGGCCGCCCUGCUCUGCUCCUGGAGGGGGGGGCGGCUUAGCCUGCCCCCUCAGUAA
Molecule: messenger RNA, 1674 nt
Organism: Protobothrops mucrosquamatus (brown spotted pit viper)
Lineage: Eukaryota; Metazoa; Chordata; Lepidosauria; Squamata; Viperidae
Gene: PINK1
Product: PTEN induced kinase 1
Exons: 8
Coding region: 1-1674 (557 amino acids)
Biological process (GO): regulation of apoptotic process; positive regulation of mitochondrial fission; protein phosphorylation
Cellular component (GO): mitochondrion
Molecular function (GO): ATP binding; protein serine/threonine kinase activity
Source: RefSeq, a predicted model, not a curated record